Molecule: messenger RNA, 678 nt
Organism: Arachis stenosperma
Lineage: Eukaryota; Viridiplantae; Streptophyta; Magnoliopsida; Fabales; Fabaceae
Exons: 2
Coding region: 1-678 (225 amino acids)
Source: RefSeq, a predicted model, not a curated record
AUGGAUGUCUACCGAGAAGUAUGCCACACGGAGAAAAUCCCACCACCUCGCCCCAUCAAAAGUAAAAAAAGAGGGGGAAAUCGGACAGAGUACUGUGAAUACCAUCGAAUCUAUGGGCAUCCCACCAACGAGUGCUUCGACUUAAAGAAUGUCAUAGAAAAAUUGGUAAGAGAAGGGCGACUAGAUCGAUACUUAGCUAGCAAAACGGAUGAACCUAGAAAAAGAAGAAGAGACGAAGAGGUUGGACGAGCUGAACGACCACCUCGCACCCCGGAGAGACACGUCCACAUGAUAAAUGGAAGAUUCGCAGGAGGAGGAAUCUCAAAAUCAUCUCGCAAAUGGCACCUUAAAGAAAUAUAUCAUGUUGAGGGAGGAGAAGGAUCGCCCGACCUCCCUACUAUCACCUUUACCCAAGAGGACGCAACAGGCGUCAUCUCGGGACAUGAUGAUUCCAUGGUCAUUACGAUCGAAAAAGAGCUCAGAUCAUAUCCGAACAGCUUGUUCGGACUAGGAGACACUCCAAUCCAACCGCUCAGAUAUAUCUCACUACACACAACCUUUGAAAAGGGAACCCGAUCACGGACGCUCAACAUAGACUACAUCGUAGUCGACGUGAACUCAGCCUACAACACCUUGAUAGGUCAGACAACACUUAAUCAACUUGCUGCAGCAGUUUGA